AUGUUUCCUAAAUCCAUAGCAAUCCAAUCUUUUGAUUUUUCGCCUUCAAUUUUUGUAAAAACAAUGGUUCUUAAGUUGCUCUUUUUUGCUCAUUUUAGCCCACUUGUUCAAGAAGUAAACAAACCGUCCACGAUGGAUAAAGUUGCAGAAGUGCAAAAUGUCAUUGAAAAUCUUGUUCAUAGUCGAGAGAAAAAGGAAGACAAGAUUCAAGAUUUAACAACUUAUACUGAAAUAAAAAAUGAUCACAUGAAAGUAAAAAAACCACAAAAACUAAGAAAGCAAAAGAAACGUUUAUCAAGAAAUGAAAUAAAAAACAUGGGAUUAUAUUCACUUCCAAAGAAAACUCUUAAAUAUAGCGAUUAUACUGAUCUCAAUUCAAUGUGGAAUUCUUACAUGGAUCAACAAUUUGGAGAUAACAAUACAAAGCAAUUGGAAUUGAAGUUUAAUCCAGCACAUCCUCAUUACGACAACACUAGCGCUUUAAUUCACAAAAGCGAUCUUCAUGGUGCUAAACUUAAAGUCAAAAUGUCUAAAUGUGCUAGUUUAAUAGGACAUAAAGGAAUAAUUUUGAUGGACACAAAAGGAACAUUCUCAAUAAUCUGCAAAGACAAUGUUCUCCGAACAAUACCAAAAAGUGAUUCAAUAUUUGAAUUAAAAUGGAGAUCUCUAAAAUUUGUCGUAUAUGGCAAACAUUUGUGUUAUCGAAGUGCAGAUCGAAGUACGAAAAAACGCAAAGUCAUGUCAGAAAUUGAAUUGGAGACAGAGUUUGAGAAGAUUAAUCUCGAUGAAAACUCCAAUAACCAUAGAGAAGAGUCAAAAUGCGAUUGCAAAAAGAUUCUUCUGAAGCCUCUUGAGCAUUCGAACACAGGAAGCAGCUUGAAGGUCAAAGAUAAAAGAAAAAAUCUCAUCAAACCAGCGCGUUUGAAGAUGAUUGGAACGUGCUUGGCUCGAAAAUCACGAAAUAUUGGAAGUGAAGAACCAGAAGAUACAAAAGUGGUAGUACCAGAACUCACUGAUGAUUUGGAAACUUUCACCAGCGAAGCGUUUCUUAAAAUGCGUAUAACACCUUCAGAUGUGCUGAGUCAUCAAGCGUCAUCACCUUCUGAGGACAAAGAUGAGAAAUCAUCUUCCGCAUCUCAGCCUAAUUCAUGCUCAGCUCAAGCCAAAUUGCAGCAGCAAUUCUCGUCAUCUGAAUUUGAUUCAACCAUAGAUGAAAUGUCCGAAUGGAUGUCAUACCAUUUGAAUUUAUAUCCACGCGAUAAGUUUCUUGUAGACUCAAUGUACACGUAAAUCUUAAGCAACCUAAAGCCAUUAUCAUUUUCUGUUAUAAUCUAUUUCUCUCCUUUCAUUUUAAUAAGUCGUCAUAAAUAUAAUGUUUUGUGAAAUGUAA
Messenger RNA from Clunio marinus, 1390 nucleotides. Lineage: Eukaryota; Metazoa; Arthropoda; Insecta; Diptera; Chironomidae. The record is from the annotation of a GenBank genome assembly.